UGUUUGAUCGCAGGUUGUGACACAGGAGAGACAGUGCCAAGCAAGACCAGAGCGGUGGAAGAGGCACCUAGGAGUCCAGACAGGCAUCAGCGUGCUUGCCUCCUUCCCCCAGCUGUGAGGAGAAGUGCCAUGACUAGUGUAACCAUGCUGUGGAGCACUGGCACUAGGAUGGUGCUGCUUAUCUGUACAGUGCUGCUGCUACUUACCUCCCGACAGGUCACAUCAAGUCCUGCACGGAGCUGGGCAUUGCUCAGUGCCACAACCAACCAGGACCCCUCGCCAGCAGCUGCUCCUGUAGCUGGCCUUGAAGGGGUGCACACAUCUCGCCGCCUGGCCAGGAUGACCCCCUUCUGGAGAACAGUGGGCACCAAACCCCUAGGAGCUUACUGCCGGUAUGGCCUGGAGUGCAGCACCAAGGCAUGCAGGGAUGGACGCUGUGUUCCCCUGCAGUACGAGAGCUGAAGCUUCAUCUCGGCUGGAGGCAGCAUUCUCCUCCUGCCCAAGAACGUGGGGGUGCAGCGCAUCCCCAGGCUCCUGAAAGCAUUUGGAAGCACCUGACUCUGGAGCAGGAUAGCUAAGCACAUUGCCCCACAAAUACCACCCUAACAAUGGACCUGGAAACAGACAAUUCAUGGCUGCAGGUUUCAGCCACAGGGGGACACCAGUGAGCCACAGGCCCCUUCUCUGCAUGGUGGAGGGAGAAAUGCUCUGGUCCCAAGAGGGGUGUGGGCCCCAUCUUAUCCCCAGCCCAAGCUGCAAGGCAGUUCUCUGGAAGGGAGCUCUUUCCAGUCCUCCGCGAUAUCAGCACCAACUGUAGCCACUCACAGACUGUUGCUGUGCCUGGUAACUCCUGAGACUGGGGGCAGCAGAAGGGGAUGGGGACACACACUCUCUCUCUCUCUCUCUCUCUCUCUCCCUGAAAAGCCCAUUGAUCCUGACUUCACUCUAUGCAGGGAAUAUUUAGGUCGCUUCUAAAGAGCUACAAGUGUCAGCAAUUCCCAGUCCCCAGAGCUGAGACCCCCCUAACACAGAGCUGGCCUGUGGGACCUUCCACGUGUUCCAUGUGCACAGAGCCCCCAUCCAGAAGGAUCCUCCUGGUGCCCUCCUUCCAAGUCAAUAGUAGCAUUAUCAGUGUGGUGUCCCACUGGUGGGCUGCUGGGGUGGGGGGUAUCCUAAGAGAUUUCCCAGAGUUAGAGAGCCUUGGUAGUCCAUCACUGAUGGUUAGAUUCAUAGACAUCUAUGAUGUCUAUGACGCUCUAGGCAGCUGGACUGUGCCCAGUGCUGCUCUGCAGGUGCCCCAGAGUGAUGAUCUUCCUUCUGGAGACCCCUGGGGUCUGCAGUGUUAAUGGUGACUGCUACGGCCUGCACAGUGUGGAUGGAUGUCUAGCAGAAUGUAGUGCCUACACACCUUGCUCUCUCAGCUCACCACGGACUCAGCAAAACUUGAACCCCAGAACAGUGCCUCACUGACUGAUUGAGCCACAUAGUCCAGAAACAAACAAUAAAUGCAUCUACCCUCAAA
Gavialis gangeticus (Gharial) is the source of this 1522-nucleotide messenger RNA. RefSeq names its product liver enriched antimicrobial peptide 2 (gene LEAP2). The transcript has 3 exons. Gene Ontology annotation, biological process: antimicrobial humoral immune response mediated by antimicrobial peptide; defense response to bacterium. Bases 130 to 462 code for a protein of 110 amino acids. The record is from RefSeq and is a predicted model, not a curated record. NCBI's taxonomy places the organism in Eukaryota, Metazoa, Chordata, Crocodylia, Gavialidae.